Micromonas pusilla CCMP1545 is the source of this 666-nucleotide messenger RNA. Its product is annotated as bah-phd domain-containing protein. NCBI's taxonomy places the organism in Eukaryota, Viridiplantae, Chlorophyta, Mamiellophyceae, Mamiellales, Mamiellaceae. Bases 1 to 450 code for a protein of 149 amino acids. The transcript is spliced from 2 exons. Gene Ontology annotation, molecular function: chromatin binding. The record is from RefSeq and is a predicted model, not a curated record.
AUGCGAAAGAACAAAGUAGAGGUGAUGGUUCAGUGGUACUACCGCCCCGAGGACGCGAUCGGCGGCCGCAAGGGGUUCCACGGCGAGCGCGAGCUGUUCUUGAGCGACCACAAGGACUGGGUCGCGCCCGAUUCCAUCAACGAUAAAUGUCAGGUCCACACCCUGAAGCAGUACCAAUCCCUGCACGUCGUCAGCGACGUGGACUACUUCUGCAGGUUCUCGUAUAACGUGAAGAAGGCGGAGUAUCGCCCCGCGCGCGUGCCCGUGUACUGCGUCUGCGAGAUGCCGUACAACCCCGACCGCUUCAUGGUCGAGUGCGAGGCGUGCACGGAUUGGAUUCACCCGGAGUGUUUGCGAAUGACCAAGGCGGAGGUGGAGGUGAUGACGCACUUCGUGUGCCCGGACUGCACGAAGCGGCACCAGAGCGAGGGGAAGAGGGGCACGCCAUAGAGAAGAAGAAGCGAGGGAAGGGGUAAGUUAGGGGAACGGAGUAGCAACGGCGAGAAUAAGUAACGAACAACCUUAGGGGACGGACAGAGUAAAAAAAAGCAGGCGCCGGGCCGGGGGACGGCGCCAAGUUGGCGACUGGAGGCGCCGCGCGGCGGGAGCGUACGGAGUCGUGGUGCACGAGAGAGACGCUUUGUUAUGCAUCGUGACGUUUAUGUC